Molecule: messenger RNA, 498 nt
Organism: Xylona heveae TC161
Lineage: Eukaryota; Fungi; Ascomycota; Xylonomycetes; Xylonales; Xylonaceae
Exons: 2
Coding region: 1-498 (165 amino acids)
Source: RefSeq, a predicted model, not a curated record
AUGGAUCCAACUGCCCGCCCUCAACCCACUGAAGCCCAAGCCUACACUACCGCCGGCAACCCCGUGCAGCACACGCCCGCCGAGUCCGCCGCCGCCGACCGCACGGCCAACAUCCACACCACCAAGAUUGCGCACCGCGAGGCCGGCGACGUCGCGUCCGACCACCCUGCCUCUUCUGCGCUCAUGUCUGGUACUCAACAAGGUCAAAAGAAUGACAAUGUGUCGAUUCCGCCUGGGAUUGGACUCGGCCAAGACGACCCUAUUGACCCACUGGAGGGCGAGAAAAUGCACACCUACGGCGAAGGCGAAGUGCGCGCGGCGCAGGACCACAAGACGGGCACGGGCGCCGAGAAGAGCCUGACCAGCGACCUGGAUCGCAAAAAGGCCGAGCAGGAGCCGCGCAGACACGAAAUCCAGGCGCAGCGUGCGGCGGGGCUGGAUAUUGACGGCGCGCUGGGACAGCGGGGCGGGCCGGCGACGGUGCAGGGUCAUAAUUAA